Leptinotarsa decemlineata (Colorado potato beetle) is the source of this 1359-nucleotide messenger RNA. RefSeq lists its product as uncharacterized. The record is from RefSeq and is a predicted model, not a curated record. Lineage: Eukaryota; Metazoa; Arthropoda; Insecta; Coleoptera; Chrysomelidae.
AUAGUCGAAAAGUGAGCUUUAUUGAAAAUCAUAAAGUAAUAUGCUGUGAAACUGAAAACCUGUCAUAUAAGGAUGAGAUCUUGGAAGAAAAGUCAUUGUUGGAAGAAAGUGUAUUAAAAUUGACACAGGAACAAGAAGUACAAAACACAUAUAUAGAAAAGUUGAAGAAGGAUGCCAAAUUUUAUAUGGACGAAGCUUUAAAUAAUGAAAAGGAACUGAGUGAGCUGAUAGAAAAACAAAAAAAACAUAUUUCUGAAGCAAAAGAACAAAUAAAACAGCUUACAAGUAAAUUAGAAGAUGUUCGUAAUGAAAAUUCAAAAUUACAGGAAGUUAUUGGUGCUGCAAAUGGCAAGCAAAUGAUAAACAUUGGGUGUCAGACAAUCCUCCCAAACAGGAAACAAAUAGCAUGUCAAACAGAACAAACACAAACAGAAAAAAAAGCUAGUGCAACACAAUCACUUGAAGAUGAAGAUUUUUCAAAAUACAAAGACCAGAGUACCCCAAGCAUACGAAACGACAUUCCUGUAAUAAAGAGCAGGAUGUUGAUAGUUGCAGGUUCAAAUGGGAAGGAUUUAGCAAAUAUUGUAUUAAGGCAAUCAAAUAAGUAUGCCGUACAAGCAAUAAUAAAAUCAAAUGCCCCAGAUGAUGAACUCAUAAAAACUGCUGUAUACUAUUCUUCUAGCUUUACAAGAAACGACAUUGUGCUCAUAUGGACUAAAAUCCUCCAUCUUCAACUUAUCGAGACAUAUAUCGAGAAACUAAUGCAUACAAACCCUAUAAUCAUCACUAGACCAUACAGAUACGACCAAAUAUAUAAAAACCAUGGAAUAUAUAUGGAAAACUUAGCAUUCGUCAAGGCUGUGUUUAAUAGAACCAAUGAACUUGGGCUUGUUUUUGAAUGUAAUUCUGCACUAAGGAAGACAAAUUAUCACACAGAUGGAUUCACUAUAAAUAGGAUUGGAAAGUGGUAUCUAAUGCAAUCUCUACUUCGCCAUGAAGAUAAGCACCUUACUGGGAUUAACAAGUUUAUGGAGACAUGCUGUGUAUCUGAAGAAAAAGAAAAUGAAGUAGUACAAACAUACUCUAAACCAGAUGCAGAAACAAACAACAAAAAACUUUCAGCGAGUUUAGAAAACAAUACUAUUUCUAGUGAUAUUUUAGUGAAGAACUCAACUGUUGAGGGGACAAACAAACAAGAUAAUUUUUUAUACCCCAGACUAUCACAGCUCAAUCUGCAACAAGUGUAACAAAGGUUCUACUAAAUAAUAUAAACGUUAGUAAAUGUUAGUAAAGGUGAUAGUGUGUGUCAUGUAUAUGUCCAGGGAUUUGUUAACAACUAUAUCUCUAUCGAGAUUUUUG